GUACGAAUAAAAUAAAAAAAUGGCCGACAAGCAGGCAAACCGCGUUGAGUUUUCUGAAAUCAAAAAUAAGCUUAGAAGAAGUUCUCUCUACCAAAAAGAUAAACUCAGAAAGGCAAAAGAAAAGAAAGAAAGAAAAAGAAAGCGAAAAAGAGAGGAAUCACAAGACCCAAAUGGGGUAAGUUGCGGUUACCGUUGUAAACACACGUGUGAGAUCAAAGUACUGAUUUUAGGAAAGGUAUAAGGUUGCGUACACAUCGUUAAUGUCGCUUACUUAUCGCACUUACUGCACAAUUUAAGCCUCUAUUUAACUGCUAAUCUUGUGGUCUCUUGUCAGGCCCCUCCCAAGCAAGUCCCUAGAACUAUUGAUAACACACGUGUGGCUGAUGACACCAUUGUGGAAGCAGAAGACCAUGAGGUCAGGUGAACUCUUUCAUUUUCAGUGUGAUCAUGCCUUAACGUAAUAAUAUCCCAACACUGUGACUACUUCCGAAGUAACUGCAGAAUACCUGGCCACUCAAAAGCUGGACCCAAAAAGUGUUUCUACGUGGCUACAGCUUUACACCAGUUUUUAGGGGCUUUAGGUACUGUGUGCCUAAAGAACAAGGCAUUUACUUUGUGGCUAUGAGGCUACGCAGCUAGCAGCUUUAGUAAAAUCCAACUAGUGGUCUAUUAUCAAUGCUGCAUUCUGAUUGGUUGAGCUACUACUAGGCUAUAAUUUACGUUAUAGCCCACUAUAUAUAGCUAGUAGCGAAAAGCGCGGGCUUUUUGGCGGCAAAAAAGGAUUAAAGUCUAGCGUUAACUAGCUAAAAUGUUUUUAUUCUCGAUAUUUUUGACCAACUAAUUGGAUUUUACUAAAACAAUUAUUCCUCUCGCCCUCAUGGCCUCUGAGUCACUAGCCCAUGAGGCCGAAGGCCGAAUGGGCUAUUGACUCAGGGCCCAUUCAGGCUCAAGGAAUGAUUAUUGUUAAAUAGGGUUACAGCUGUCUUUCUGGCUACAACUGUAUAAGGGAUAUGUGGCUGCAGGGUGCACAGAUAAGUGGCUAGGCAGCUACAUAGCCACCUAGCCACUGUUUUAGAGGUAUAGCUUUUGAUUGGCCAGGUAAUCUGCAGUUAUUUUCAACGUUAACAUCAUCAUCAUCAUCAUCAUCAAGAGCAACAGCAGCAUUUCAUUUACCAUCAUCUGGUCAUCAUCAUCAUCACCUUGGCCACAAUUUCUCUUGCAGUCAGUGACUAAAUUGCAGAGAAAUCAGAGAGGUGAGAUCUUGUGUCAGCUUUUAAAGGUGCACUUUGCAGUUUCCUUAGUCCAUGUUUAAUCUCGCCACAAACCAAUUGCAGCACAAAUCUGAUACACCAUGACACCAAGGUCUACGUCCCCUACUUGUUUUGAAAAAUGUGAUGGGUUUUUUAUGUCCCCUUGCGAUACAAUUCAGUGGCUUAAUAAUGCUGGGGUCAAUGACACAGUCAGCUCAACUGAGAAUGGUUUUCAAUUACAGCUAUCAUAAUCUCACCAAGUUUUUAAAAAACCUUGGUUUCUGGUCCAAGUGGGCCUUAAACUGUCUACUUUUUGUACUUUGUGUCUCUGUCUCUAAUGUCUAGUUUAUGUACAUGUAUAAAUUUCAAAUUUCACGGAGUAGUCUAUCAGAUUGGUCAUAAUCCAUUGAACUGCACUAAACAACAAAUACUUAUUCACUCUAAAGUGUUUUUGUUUUGAUUAAAGAGAUAUCAUUCAAUUUUUUUUGCCAAAGGAAUGUCUAAUAUUAUUAUUUAAUCAACAAACUGCAUGCCGAUACAUUGUAUUUGUUAGAAUGGUUUCCUUAUAUUGUUGUUCCUGUCAGGUGAGAAAUGAUGAAGAAUCAGAUCAGUUGGCAACCUAUUUUAGAUGUGAGAUGGUUCCUAAAGUUCUUAUCACCUCAAGUGAUAGAUCUAAAUUGGUAAGGUAAAUAAAAUAUUAUUAAGCUUAUUUUAUAAGUCAGUAGUUCAUUGCAAUAAUUUUACAUCUUACUUAUUAACAAGCUUUUCAGCUUAUCUUAUGUGGUACAGUGGAUAAACAAGCAAGGUUUGGGAGUAAAUAAUGUUUCUCCAUAUUAUCCCAGAUAGGGCAAUUUUUUCCCAUUGCAUAAUAUGUUCUUCUUAUUUUUCCUUUUUUUGACUAAACAAGCUUUGUCACGUAUUGUCAUCUUUUUUUCUUAUGAUUUCUAUGUUUGGUUGAGCAGUAUUCUGUAAGCAGGAUUUAAAAUGUUUGACACUUUUACAUAGUUUCUAAGGUUUAAAAGGUUAUAUUAAAUACAUUUAUUAUAUAGACACGAGUGUUUUACUGGAAAAUAUACCACUCUUAAAAUUCAUAAAAACUACAUCUGGGACCCGAGUGGUUUAUUUUCCAUAAUCUCACACUUGAGUUUAUCGAUAACAUACCGGUAAUUUCGGUAAUUUCCCUCUAUUAUUUUAUCGAUGUCUUUUUGUCUAUAUAAUAAAAAGAACAUUACACGGCAGCUUGAAGAUAUGAAUUUUAUUUUCUUGUGGCAAAAACAAAAUUGUUUUGCCACUCGAAAAUAAAAAUUCAUUUCUUCGCGCCACCAUGUAAUAUCCUCUAUGUAAUCCUUAUUGUUACAUUUAUUAACUAACGUUCUUGAUUAUUAAUCUCCCCGUUUAGAAAACAGUUCAGUUUAUGGAGGAACUUCAGAGAGUUAUUCCAAACUCUGAAAUCCGUGUGCGCAAAGGAUUGGAUUUGAAGAAAAUCAUUCCCCAGGCAAAGGAAAAAGGAUUUACGGCUCUUAUAGUUGUCAAUGAAGAUCGGAAAGUACCAAGUAUCCUUUUAAUUUUUUUGAGGGAUUUCAAUAAUAAGCAAAUAAGCAACCAUUUAACAAUCUUAUCCUGUUUGUUAAACUCAUCACAAAUUGAUGAGCUUGGGAGCUGGUGCCUUAAAGGUUAGCGGGGUGCCAGAUACCAUAAGCCACAAGGAGAUUUCCAUGGCAACCCUGGAACGUUGGAACCAGCCAAACAAGCUCCCUCUAACUAGCAACGUCUCAACUUACCUGAAAGAAUACUUAUCCUAGUAACCAAACACAAUUUAUUGGGAGGGAGGAGAGGGUGUGAGAAUCCCUAAUGAUUCGCAAGCGAUAGCUUUGCUUUUGAUCUGCAAAGAUCAGCUGAUAACACAGCACAUGUAAAGCAAUGAUCCUUGAAACCCUGCAAAACCCCUGGAGGCCACCCCAAAAGUCACGCACUGCCAAUGGGGAAGACUGCUAGCUGCAUUAGCUCGAGUUUACCUGUAACUUUGCCUAAUGAUAUUUAGCCAAAUUUGAUAUCUCUGGAGAAUUUAUUAUUAUAAGGUUUUCAAAAGAAAGAAACAACAACAUUGUCUGGAAGUCUUCAGACAUCCUCUUAGAAUAACAGCAAUAUGAGAAAUACUAUUUUAAUGAUAAAUUGUUUUACAUGUAUAAUAGUUUGAUGCCAAGAAUGCUGGUUUUUGCAUUUCUGAACUUCUUGAUUCCAUUUUUUGGGGUAGUGGCCAUACCUCCAAGCCCCCAAGGUGAAAAGAUUUCUUUAAUGGUGACUUUAUAAAAUUAAAACUAAAAUAUGGCCAAAACCCUGCCAUGACACACAAAAACACAGCCCUUAACCAAUUGUCUUUAGAUGGAGUUGUUAUCAGUCACUUGCCAGAUGGUCCCACAGCACACUUCAAAUUAAGCAGCAUCAAACUUGGCAAAGAAAUUAGGGUAUGUUGUGUAAAAUUCAAUAGACUUAAUAUUAAUAAUAUUGUUGUGCUUAUUCAUUCUAUUCAUUUAUUUGUCUGUCAUAAUUAUUUGCUUACUGUAACAGGUCUGAAGUAAUAUAUCAAGCAUAAGACAGAGUGUUUCAUCACCAGAUGAAACAGUGAGAAGAGAGUUGAAAAUACGAUGCGCAGCGGAGUAUUUUUGACAAACUUUGAGGUGAUUAAUUUGGUGAUGAAACACUGUGUCGAAUGCUUGAUAUUACUUCUCAAACAAAAUGAUUUUAGGGGGAGAAAUUAAGGAUGCAAAAACUGACCAGUUUUUUAUCUCAUUUCCAAACACUCAUUAAACAUUAAUUUAUUUGUAUUUUCUUUAUAAUUAAUUAUCAAGUUUGAAAACUGUAUUACAAGAAUUGCAAUUCAUAUUGUGUAGUCCUUGUAUCGUAUUCUUUUGAACUUGAUGAGGGUCUCCCCAGCCUGAUCCAUGUUCUCAGUCACUCUGGAUGAGUAAAAUGGAAAGCAAACAUUUUUUUUUGCAAAAGCAAACAUGAGAAAGUCUGGGGAGAGGAUAAGGUGAGCUCUCCUGCCCUCUAUCCAACAGGCUUGGUCUUCUAAGGUCAGAUGAUUCAGUCAUUUGUUUUGUUUUUCUUUUUUGUUAAACGGUCAUUUGCCAUGGAUUGAAAACUACAUGUAAGUGAAGAAGGUUUUCCAUUGCCCGUGGAGUGGAUAUUACUGCACUUAACUUGUACGUGUAAAUGUAUUUUGGAUAUGCCCUAUUGAGUGGAAGCGUUGCUAUUAGCUGUUUAAAAUAGCUCCAGAAAGCUUCAGUUUUAAGAAAGUUUUCCAACUUUCUGAAUGUUAUCUUUGUGCCUAUCAAAGUUCCUAUCCUAUCCUAGUCUGGCCUAAAUUUUUAAACGCAUAUUACAAAUCAGAAAAAAAAUCUAUUUACCUUACUUUCUUCUUAGAACCAUGGUCGCAUGACAAGCCACAGACCAGAAGUGAUCCUCAAUAAUUUCAGCACGCGGCUUGGUCAUUCUGUUGCACGUUUGUUGGCAGCGCUCUUUCCUCACGAUCCGCAAUUUCAAGGCAGACAAUGUGUUACCUUCCACAACCAACGGGAUUUUAUUUUCUUUAGACGUCACAGGUGAGUCAGAUAACUACAAUCGUGGCCUCCCAGUUCCCAAAUAGAGACCUUGAGGUUCUUGGGCGAGGACAAAACUACUAGAAUGCAUGCGCUUGACGGGAAAACGUGAGAGCUGUAGUUAUUCUACAACGGAUUUUAGCGAAAAUGUCGUAAUGACGGAAACAAUAGAAGUUUCAUCAUUUUGCGGUCGUGAGGGGGCUUAGCCUCCUUCAAUAAAAAACUGUGUUUAUAAUCUUUUUUGGUGAAAAUUGAAAUGAAAGGAGCUGUGUCACGAAAUUCAAGCAAAUUAGGAAAUUACAAAGUGCCCGUUAAAUUAAGAGAAACAUAAAAAUAACCGCUUAAAACUUUAAAGGAAGGUUAAAAUAACAUAACAGAAAGAACAGAUACCACGGAUGGGCAAAACUGAAGAAGAUUGAAACGGAUUGAAAUUAGAGUUUUUGAAAACUGUUCAGCCUAACAGUUUUCAAAGUUGAUCCCUGCUCCUUGCAACUUCAAAAAUAAUGUAUAGGUUUCCAUGGUAUUUAACGCUGGUUAGCACUAACCAUGCUUCGAGCAACCCGGGCCAGGAGACAUAUCUGUUUGUCUCGGAUCUCUGAUUUUGUCAUUUACAUGUAAUUUCUUUGCUUACUUUAAGUUCCAUAGCGAUUGAGGGCGAGUAAUUGGCAAAAUUAAACAAAAUGAAGUGGACUGCCGUGAUACAGCCCCUUUUUUGCUUUCGGGAAGGUCCACUUUUUGUUAGAAUACAAGAAAAACCCCUGAGUCAACCCUCGUCCACGUCGUGGAAUCUAAAGGUCUCUAAUGUGGGUAUCCGGACAACUUGCUCCCCUGACCUUAGUCUAGCCUGCAAGCAAGCUCUCCUAUUUGGGCGAGUGAAACGAGUCUCGCGAGAACGCGCGAGCGAGCGGCGAAGCCGGGAGGGGCCCCUCGCUCGCGCGUUCUCGCGAGACUCGCUUCGCUUGCCCAAAUAGGACAAAUAGGAGAGCUUGCUCGAAGGCUAACCUUAGUCACCGUCUGACAACGUCGACGCUAAGAGUUUCUUUAAUGGCAGAUUUCUUUUCAUUUUUUUUACAUGUACGCCUCAGGUAUAUUUUUAAGAACCAGAAGAAGGCAGGACUUCAGGAACUCGGGCCGAGGUUCACGCUCAAACUCCGUUCAUUGCAACGAGGAACUUUCGACUCCAAGUUCGGCGAGUAUGAAUGGAUUCACAAGGUGCGUCAAAAAAUGAUAAAUCGUAGCAUAUAGUGCAGGUGUCCUCUUCCAUUCCAGCUUGUGCUAAUUUCAAUAUUUUUUUGCAUUUGCUUGAGUACUCAUGAUCUUAAAAUUAUUUUUUUUUGCAGAGAAAGGAGAUGGACACAAGCAGAAAAAAGUUUUUUCUUUGAAGUCGGUAGUCGGCAGCCGUAAAACGCGUGAUGUGUCGAGCUGCAGCUUCCAGCCAAUUAAUGUAACAGCGUUCUGUACAAUGACGACAGAGAACUAUUCUUCAAAGACACAUGUCGCUGUAUAAGUACUGUCAUCACUGGCUUGGAACGCGUAUGUGUGGACUCUCGAUCUUUAUUGUGAGCCCACGAAAAUGGAGAGAAUGUAAAAUGGACAAUUUCUUGCUGGAAAUUUGUAAAUAGUGAUGUUCCAUACGAAAUUUGGUGAUUAAGUACUUUAUUUGCAAAAAAAUUCGUUGCCAUGUUUGCCCUCUUAAAUUUAGUGGCAAUAAAAGUGUUGCUGACGUCAUAAGCUCCGUGCUGCGUCAGUAACCUGCUGCGUAAUCAGAUUGUCAACGAGACCGACUAACGAAACCAUCGGGUAUGGAAGCAAGUUCUAAAUUGUGGUCUAUGAACAAAAUGCAAACCUAAAGAAACUGAAAUUGAAGGUACUGAACUACUCUUGUUUGUUUUGUCUAUUUUUAAUUUUGUUUUUAAUCUUGGCUAACCUCAGUUGCUAACCUCGUGUAAUUAAUGAAUUAAUUACACGCUCUUCCAAGC
Messenger RNA from Porites lobata, 6828 nucleotides. The record is from the annotation of a GenBank genome assembly. Lineage: Eukaryota; Metazoa; Cnidaria; Anthozoa; Scleractinia; Poritidae.